Alternaria rosae is the source of this 258-nucleotide messenger RNA. RefSeq lists its product as uncharacterized. NCBI's taxonomy places the organism in Eukaryota, Fungi, Ascomycota, Dothideomycetes, Pleosporales, Pleosporaceae. The record is from RefSeq and is a predicted model, not a curated record. Bases 1 to 258 code for a protein of 85 amino acids. The transcript has 2 exons.
AUGGCUAUCCACGGCUACAUCGCAGACUACUACAUCGACGACAUCGAUGCAUUCACGCUCGAAGAGCAGUAUCGUCUGCUGUACGAUUUGCCAAACGUAUCGGAAGCCCUAGAGCACGUACGGCGGUUCCUACCUUCGCCAUUCAGCCCAACAUCGCUGUCGCCGAGUUUGGAUGAUAUGCCAAGCCUGAUUGACGAGGAGCGGUGGCACGAGGCCCGGGUAAAGCUGAGGAGCCAAGGUGUGUUUUACAGGUUCUGA